Messenger RNA from Chironomus riparius, 1646 nucleotides. The record is from the annotation of a GenBank genome assembly. NCBI's taxonomy places the organism in Eukaryota, Metazoa, Arthropoda, Insecta, Diptera, Chironomidae.
GUCGUUUUACUGUCUCAAAUAGCAGACAGAGUAUAAUAUUCAGUGACUUUCUUUUCAGCGUUGUGAUAGGUUGUGGAUUUUUUUCAUUUCUUAAAAAGCUACGUUAUCAUCUUGUCGAGGUCACUUUAAGAUUUUGAGCUAAAAUUUUCUUUACUCUUGAAUUUGAGUUUGAAUCUUAAAAAGCUUGAGUUUCAACUGUAGCUAGACAAUCUGAGUAUUAAAAUGGGUAUAGAAAGUAAAUUGAUAGAUCCAGUGCCUUUUUGGAGUCGAAAGCGUUAUUUGAUUGCAUUACUCACGUUUUUUGGAUUCUUCAAUGUCUAUACAUUGCGUGUUAAUUUAAGUGUCGCAAUUGUGUCAAUGACAGAAAUCAGGAAUGUAACGUUAAGCGACGGAACAUUCAUCCAACAGCAAGACUUUAACUGGGACUCAAAGCAGAAAGGUUUGGUCCUUAGUUCAUUCUUUUAUGGCUACAUCACAACACAGUUUAUCGGUGGAUAUUUAUCAUUAAAAUAUGGUGGUAAUGUCAUUUUCGGAUGUGGCAUUGGAGUGACUGCCUUGUUGACUUUAAUAACUCCAUUUGCUGCAAGUAUUAGCAUUUAUGCACUUGUUGCUGUACGGAUUAUUGAAGGUGUGUUUGAAGGGAUGACUUUUCCUGCUUGCUUUCAUGUUUGGUCAAAGUGGGCACCGCCGAUGGAAAGAUCUCGUAUAAUGGGAUUUUCUAUGGCUGGCUUAUAUGUAGGAACUGUAGUUGGUAUGCCAUUUUCAGGCAUAUUAGCAUCAACUUUAGGAUGGCAGAGUAUUUUCUAUGUUUUUGGUGCUAUUGGAGUAGUCUGGUUCAUUUUAUGGCUACGAAUUGUAAGGAAAAGUCCUGCUGAUGAUCCACGCUUGUCAAUAGCUGAACGUGACUAUAUCAUGACUAGUCUUGGAGAUGAUUUGAAUAAAAAUGAAAAGAUUGAUGUGCCAUGGAUGAAAAUAUUCACAUCUGGUUCCAUUUGGGCAAUCAUUAUUGCUCAUUUUUGUGAGGCUUGGGGAUUCUUUACAAUGUUUACACAACUUCCAACAUUCUUAAAAGACAUGCUGAACUUUGAUUUAACAUCGUCUGCGGUAUUAUCAGGUAUUCCAUAUCUUGCACUUUCAAUUUGUGUCUGCUGCUCUGGUUAUCUUGCUGACUGGUUCCAAAUGAAAGGAAUUUUAUCAACCAGAAAUGUUCGACGUAUUUUCUGCUGUGGAUCGUUUGCAAUUCAAGCAUGUCUCAUGAUACUUGUUGCUUUUGUUAUUGACAAAUUUUAUUCAGUAUUAAUACUUACAUUUGCUGUUGGUGCUGGAGCAUUUUCGCUGUCUGGAUAUGCUGUUAAUCAUCUUGACAUCGCACCAAAAUAUGCCUCAAUUAUUUGGGGAAUUUCUAACACACUUGGAUCCGUUCCUGGCAUUGUGAGUCCUCUGCUGACUGGAUAUAUUGUCACUACUCCUACCGAAGCUGAAUGGCAAAUAAUCUUCUAUAUAACAGCUGGAUUUUAUUUAAUUGGAAGCAUAGUCUAUUGGUUUUUGUGUUCUGGAACUUUACGAACAUGGGCAAAGCAGGAAUCGAUAGAAAUGAACUAAGAUUGCGGUAUAUCAGUUGAAGUUUUAAUCUAACCGUUAAUCAA